AAUUAUUAUCACAACUGUGAUAUAUAAACAAUAAAUGUAGUCACAGGUCAACGGUGUCGCACCACACACUUCCCAUCUGUUAGAAGUGGCGGGCGAACGUUCCCUUGAGCGGUGCACUACUUACUAUAAACAAGGUUGUUUUAUUAUAAAUUUCAAUAUCAAAUCAGUGAACACCACAUUGGCGACGAGUAAAAGCGCAAUCAUCCAAAAUGUCCCAAUCACAGAUCCCAACAUUAGAACCAUUCGAUUGCGAAGGUGAUACAACCUCAGUGAGUUCUCGUUGGGUUAAGUGGAAACGAGCUUUAGACAUAUACUUUGUAGCCACAAACACCAAUGAGCAAAAUAAAAAACGUGCAAUGUUAUUACAUUCGGGUGGUAUGGGACUGCAAGACAUCUAUUUUAAUAUACCAGGAGCUCACGUAACUAACCCUGACGUGAAUGACGUUUAUGAUGUCGCUAUUAAAAAAUUAGACGACUAUUUUUCUCCAAAACAAAGUUACCUGUUUGAAAGACAUAUUUUUCGACUGAUGAAACAAGAAUCAGAUGAAAAAUUUGAAACAUUUUUAAUUCGUCUGAGACGACAAAGCUCAAAAUGCAACUUUGCUAAAGAAGACGAAAAUCUUAUCGAUCAAAUAGUUGAAAAAUGUAGCUCUUCUAAAUUGAGGAAAAAUAUCUUAAUACUUGGGGAUACAGCAACAAUUGACAAAAUAAUUUCGGAAGCAAACUCGCUUGAAACUGUACAACGUCAGCUUAAUGAGUUCCACGAUAAACAGGGCACAAUUACAUCGUCUUCCAGCCUUAAUAAAAUAGACAGUCACAAUAUAAAACGAGACACUAAAAAUGAGGUUAACAUGUGCUGCCGAUGUGGCAGCAAAAAUCACAAAGGUGAUAAUAGUUCCUGCCCUGCAAUUAACGCUAAUUGCAUGAAAUGUGGUUUUAAAGGUCAUUUCCAAAAACACUGUAAAACAAGGGCCCAUAAAAGAAAAAGUACCAACCUCUCAUCAAAAAACAGUAACAAGAAUAAAAAACCUAGAUUCGAAUCUCCAAAAAACACUGACGCUACUACAGUAGACUAUAUUUUCCACAUCGAUGACGAUGCAACAAUAGAUUGUCAGGUAGGUGGAGUAAACAUCUCAAUGCUAAUUGAUUCUGGUAGCAAAUCUAAUAUUAUAAAUGAUAAAACUUGGGAACACAUGAAGCAAUGUAAAGUUACAAUUUUCAAUCCACAAAAGUCUUCAGACAAAACGUUUAUGGCUUAUGGAGCAAACCAUCCAUUAAAAGUGAUAGGCUCAUUUGAUGCACAUAUAAAAGUCGGAACCAAAUCUUUAAUGACUAAAUUCUAUGUCAUAGAAAAUGGUUCAAGAAAUCUUUUGGGUAAAGAAACUGCCAUUUCUCUUAAAGUGCUAAGACUUGGUUUCGAUGUAAAUUCUAUUGAACAAACACAUUUUCCCAAGUUUAAGGAUGUGCUACUAAAAAUCACCAUUGAUAAAACUGUUCCUCCAGUUUGUCAACCAUACAGACGGGUUCCAAUUCCCUUGGAAUCAAAAAUAAAUAAAAAAAUAGAGGAAUUAGUAAAAAUGGACAUUAUUGAACCUGUAAAUAAACCUUCUCUUUGGAUUACUCCGAUGGUACCUAUUCUGAAAUCUGAUGGUGAUAUUCGUAUUUGUUUGGAUAUGCGUGCCGCCAACAAAGCUAUUAUAAGAGAAAAUCAUCCCUUACCCACCAUGCAACAACUCAUUCCCAAAUUUGGCAAAGCAAUUUUAUUCUCAAAACUAGACAUACAAAAUGCUUUUCACCAGGUUGAACUUGAAGAAAAUAGUAGAGAAAUCACAACCUUCAUAACUAGCAAAGGACUGUAUCGAUAUAAGAGGUUAAUGUUCGGUAUAUCAUGUGCACCUGAACAUUUUCAAAAAAUAAUGGAAAGAAUGCUAUUGCCAUGUGAAGGAGUCGUUAACUUUAUUGAUGACAUUGUUGUUUUUGGAUGCAGUGAAAAAGAACAUAAAGCUAGGCUUCAACAUUUAUUGACCGUACUCAGAGAUAACAAUGUGUUAUUAAACAAAAAUAAAUGUUUUUUCAACACAAAAUCUAUUCAGUUUUUGGGUCACGAACUUUCACCAGCAGGCAUUAAACCACUUGACAAAUACAUCAAAAUAAUCGAAACCUUUCGACCUCCGAAAACCAUCGAAGAAAUCCAAAGCUUUCUAGGACUAAUAAAUUUCGUUGGAAAAUGGAUUCCCAAUUUGUCUACUCUCACAGAGCCUAUUCGAAAAUUACUCCAGAAAAGUAUGCAUAAAAACGCUAAUAUCACAGCUUUCUGGCUAAAUGAUCAAAAAAUAGCUUUCGAUAAACUAAAAAAAUGUCUAACUAAAAUUCCUAACCUAGGUUAUUACGACCCCAAAGAUCGCACCCAAGUAAUCGCAGACGCAAGUCCUGUAGGUUUAGGAGCCGCGCUAAUUCAGUACGAUAACAGAGGACCUCGCAUCAUUGCCUUUGGCAACAAAAGUUUGACAGACAUUGAAAAACGUUACUGUCAAACCGAAAAGGAGGCAUUAGCGUUAGUUUGGGCAAUUGAACACUUUCAUAUGUAUCUUUAUGGUAAAAAAUUUGAACUUAUCACAGACCAUAAGCCAUUAGAAGUCAUAUUUGGUACAAGCUCGAAACCUUGCGCUCGUAUCGAACGUUGGGUUCUUCGAUUACAAACAUACGAUUAUAAAGUAAUUUACAAACCCGGAAAAUCGAAUAUAGCAGAUCCAUUAUCCCGUCUGUGCACAAGUCCCAUUUUACAUAAAAGUUCUUUCGAAGAUGAACAUCAUGUUAACCAGAUUGUUCACUAUGCGCGACCGGUAGCUUUGCCUCUUAAAUCAAUUAUUGAAGCAUCAAAUGAUGAUAAAGAGUUUAUUUUAGUAAAAAAAGCUGUAAUGGGUGAUGUUUGGCAUAGUUCAAUAAAUAAUUACAAACUAUUUCAACAUGAACUUUGGGUACAUGAUGGCAUUUUGUUAAGGGGAAAUAAAAUUGUAAUUCCUUCUAUGUUGAGAAAACAAGUUUUAGCAUUGGCCCAUGAAGGCCAUCCAGGCAUAGUUAACAUGAAAGCUAGAUUACGUACAAAGGUUUGGUGGCCGAAAAUGGACAAAGAUGCUGAAAAUACUGUAAAAAAUUGCAGAGGGUGCACUUUAGUCUCAGCCCCCAAUCCUCCUGUACCUAUGAAAAGGCGUGAACUUCCUUCAAAGGCUUGGGUAGAUAUAGCUGUUGAUUUUUUGGGUCCACUGCCGAGUAGAGAUUACCUCUUUGUAAUCAUUGAUUACUACAGCCGAUACAAAGAAAUCGAAAUUAUGAAAUCUAUAACUACACAAGAUACAAUAAAAGUGUUAAAACAAAUUUUUUCACGUACGGGAAAUCCUUCUAGUAUAACAGCCGACAAUGGCAAACAAUUUUGUAGUCAUGAAUUUAAAUCAUUUUGUAUGGAACAAGGAAUUACUCUUUUCAAUACAAUCCCUUACUGGCCACAACAAAACGGAGAGGUAGAGAGACAAAAUAGGGAUAUCCUCAAACGGCUUAGAAUCAGUCAAUGCGAGAAAUCAGACUGGAAAGAUGAUUUAUUAAAAUAUCUUAUGAUGUAUAACAGCACACCUCAUCCUUCCACAGGAAAAUCUCCUUCAGAGCUCUUCUAUGGAAGGCAAUUUAGAGACAAAUUACCCUUUUUAGCUGACCUCGAAAGUAACUACAAUGAUUCCGAAGUUAGAGAUCAUGAUCAAGAAAAAAAGGAACUCGGAAAGGUAAAUGAAGACAAGAGAAGACGAGCUGUAGAUAAAGAUUUAGAAAUUGGAGAAAAGGUAUAUGUGAAGAACUUGGUAAAAGACAACAAAUUAGCUUCUGAAUUUAAUCCAACACCUCAUACUGUUAUUAACACUGGAGGAAGCGAUGUACAUAUUAGGAAUGAUGAUACUGGUCAGGAGUACAGACGAAACAUUGUACAUCUAAAAAAAGUAGAAGGCCAAUGGAAAGUCAUUGGUAGUGAAGAAAAAUCUCAAUCCUCAGAUAAUGAUGUUUAGUUAGGUUUAAUUCAAAAUUAAGAUUUAGAUUUAGAUUUACAAUUUAGAUUUAUAUCAAAUCAGAUCAGAUCAGAUGUUUAGAAGUUUUAUUGAUUUCAGAAACUUAAUUCAGUUCUGAUAUAAUUAAACAUUGUCCUGUAUAUAAUAUUCAUUGUAACUGCUUAAGUAUGACUAAUUUUAUAUAUUCAAUAAAAUUUAAUUAUAAAAGACAGUGUGCUGCUGGGGAGUUUGUUGCGCCGUUUCUUCUCCACAGCAAAAGCACUAGGAAGCGGUAGUAAUUAUAAAUAUAGUUCUAAUUCUAAAUUAAUAUAAAAAGGAAGAGAUGUGAUAUAUAAACAAUAAAUGUAGUCACAGGUCAACGGUGUCGCACCACACACUUCCCAUCUGUUAGAAGUGGCGGGCGAACGUUCCCUUGAGCGGUGCACUACUUACUAUAAACAAGGUUGUUUUAUUAUAAAUUUCAAUAUCAAAUCAGUGAACACCACAUUCGUUCCCUUGAGCGGUGCACUACUUACUAUAAACAAGGUUGUUUUAUUAUAAAUUUCAAUAUCAAAUCAGUGAACACCACAACAA
Molecule: messenger RNA, 4622 nt
Organism: Spodoptera litura
Lineage: Eukaryota; Metazoa; Arthropoda; Insecta; Lepidoptera; Noctuidae
Source: RefSeq, a predicted model, not a curated record